GCCUCCGAUUUUCGCGCCAUUCCGCUUCGGGACCACCAGCCACAGGGGCUGAUAAGACCAUCUGCACUGCCACACCAUUCCCCACCUCCACGGCUUCUUGUUUGAUGCGUUUGCGAUUAUGACGGGGAAGGGAAGGUGAAGUCAAUUGACAGCUUCAGUGAUCUUCCAUGGACUUUCACCUGCUCCAUUCGCGAUAGAUACGACUCAGAAAUACUCACAGCCACCGACCAUGGCUUCCAUUUUUGCCGAUUUCAAGCAAGGCCAGAAAGUCGGCUCUGGUCAUCAUCUGGCGGCAUCUCUCACGCCGGUCGCGCCCGCCGACCAUCCCGAUCGAUUGCGUUCGUUUUACUACUUCUCCAACCCCGCAAAUGUCUAUCUUGAUCUACGCGAUUCCCUCUUCCUGACCAAUCGUCUGAAGCUACCGAAACAAGAACAAAAUGCGUGGAUUGAUAUCUUCUUGUCGUAUUGGAAGGCCGUGGGGGAGAUCAUCAAAUUCGAAGAGUCCCCCCGAGGCGGUAGCUGGGCCAAAGUAUUCGAUGCUUGGAAGGAUCUGGUCAAUGUCUUGAUUAGAGGCUAUUCGAACUCUGGGCUUCAGGCAUGGACAGUGCCGUGUCUAUACGUUGUCGGAAAAUACUUGCGGAUCUUCGCGAUCAAAGCAGAUGCCGAGCUUUCUUCCCAGGAGUCGGUUUCUUUUGGAGAGGACGUUGCGGACUUUGAGAAGAGUGCGAAGCUUGAAGAGACUGCCCGGAUCAUUAAUCGGAUGUUCACCCUUUGUCUCAGUGACAGGGCACCGAUUGAAGAAUCGCGCAAAUGGGGUAUUUACAACACGACCAAUUUGAUGUUUAAGACAUAUUUCAAAAUCGGCUCUGUUGGCCUUUCGAAAAACCUACUCCGUGCCCUCAAUGCUUCAUCAGUAGACCUACCAGAUUUGAGCGCCUUCCCCAAGUCUCAUAUUGUCACCUUCCAGUAUUAUGUUGGAGUUAUUCAUUUCUUGGAUGAAAACUACGCACAAGCAGAAGAACAUCUAGCGGAGGCGUGGAGGCUGUGCCACAGACAUGCCCUGAAAAACAAAGAGUCGAUUCUCACUUAUCUUGUGCCCUGCCACCUUGUGACGACACAUACCCUGCCGAGCCAAAAGCUUCUUGCACAAUUUCCCCGUCUAGAGGGUUUGUUCCGUCCAUUAUGCAAUUGCAUCAGGAAAGGGGACCUCGUUGGCUUUGAUACAGCCAUGUCUGCUGGGGAGGAAGAGUUUGUAAAGAAACGCAUCUACUUGCCUCUUGAAAGAGGACGCGAUAUUGCUUUACGCAAUUUGUAUCGAAAGGUGUUUAUUGCAGGAGGGUUUGAAGAACCUAAGGACGGGCAACUUCCGCUUCGGCGGACAAGAAUCCCUGUUGCUGAGUUUGCAGCAGCAUUAAGAAUAGGAACUCAUGCAGAUGAUAGGUCGCGUGUUGACAUUGAUGAGGUUGAAUGUCUUUUGUCGAAUCUCAUAUAUAAGGGACUUAUGAAGGGCUAUAUCGCCCGUGAGCGAGGAAUGGUUGUCUUGAGCAAGGGUGGAACCGCAUUCCCAGGAACAGGCGUCUAAUAUACUUCCCCAAAAGCACGCCCUCCUCAUCCUCAUCACCAUCGACUAAAUAAUUUACGAAGAUAACGCAGAACUUGAAGAUCCUCUCACUCGGGCAGUUCACCUUUGCCGAAAGUAGUCGGUCCUUUCAGCCAUGCAUUGAGCAUCUACAUUCAUCUAUGCUCGACUCCGUGUCCUCUGGGUGUAGCUUGGUCUGCUGCAAGUGACACCAAACUUUGUCAACUAAACAUACACUGAUCAUCAUAUUCCUACGAGACCAUAGAGCAGUGUUUGUGAAGCGAGACUUGGUCCUCACUAGGGAGCAAGAUUAUGGAGAUCUUGCUUAUAUAGCAUUACUCUUGACGAUUUUCAUGAUGAAAUGAGUUGAGCCAUUCUGAACUAUAAAGAAACAUUGACAUGUCCAUAAUCCUUUGAAGUAAUUGCCUUACGGUAAUG
Aspergillus wentii DTO 134E9 is the source of this 2017-nucleotide messenger RNA. RefSeq names its product protein csn12 (gene csn12). The record is from RefSeq and is a predicted model, not a curated record. NCBI's taxonomy places the organism in Eukaryota, Fungi, Ascomycota, Eurotiomycetes, Eurotiales, Aspergillaceae. Gene Ontology annotation, molecular function: RNA binding; double-stranded DNA binding. The coding region runs from base 230 to 1582 and encodes 450 amino acids. Gene Ontology annotation, biological process: transcription elongation by RNA polymerase II; post-transcriptional tethering of RNA polymerase II gene DNA at nuclear periphery; poly(A)+ mRNA export from nucleus. Gene Ontology annotation, cellular component: transcription export complex 2. The transcript has 6 exons.